AUGGCUACUCAUGUGGAAGAACGCCAGAUUCAGAAGAAGUAUUGGCUGGAUAACAUUUCUGAUUUGAGUGUGAAUGCAAUGAUGCUCGACUCCAAAGCAUCUGAACUUGACAAGGAAGAAAGACCUGAGAUACUUUCUCUGCUUCCACCAUAUGAAGGAAAAACAGUUUUGGAACUUGGAGCUGGUAUUGGCCGUUUCACUGGGGAAUUGGCACAGAAGGCUGGCCAAGUUGUGGCUUUGGACUUCAUUGAGAGUGCAAUAAAAAAGAAUGAAAAUAUCAACGGACACUAUAAGAAUGUCAAGUUUAUGUGUGCUGAUGUGACAUCCCCAGAUCUGAAUUUUUCAGAGGGGUCAGUGGAUUUGAUAUUCUCAAAUUGGCUUCUUAUGUAUCUUUCCGACAAAGAGGUGGAGAAUCUGGUAGAAAAGAUGGUGAAAUGGGUAAAGGUGGAUGGGUUUAUUUUCUUCAGAGAGUCUUGUUUUCAUCAAUCUGGAGAUUCUAAGCGAAAAUACAACCCAACCCACUACCGGGAACCCAGAUUCUACACAAAGGUGUUUAAAGAAUGCCAUGCACAUGAUGGGUCUGGAAAUUCUUUCGAACUCUCUCUUAUUGGCUACAAAUGCAUUUCAGCUUAUGUGAAAAACAAAAAGAACCAGAAUCAGAUUUGUUGGAUAUGGCAGAAAGUUAGGUCACAUGAGGAUAAGGGGUUCCAGCGAUUCUUAGAUAAUGUUCAGUAUAAAUCAAAUGGCAUAUUACGUUAUGAGCGUGUCUUUGGACAAGGUUAUGUGAGUACAGGAGGAAUUGAGACAACCAAAGAAUUUGUGGGGAAACUGGAUCUUAAGCCUGGCCAGAAAGUCCUAGAUGUUGGCUGUGGGAUUGGGGGAGGUGACUUUUACAUGGCUGAGAACUUUGAUGUGGAGGUUGUAGGCAUUGACCUCUCCAUAAAUAUGAUUUCUUUUGCCCUUGAACGUGCCAUUGGGCUCAAAUGCUCUGUUGAGUUUGAAGUUGCUGAUUGUACUACAAAGACAUAUCCUGACAACACAUUUGAUGUUAUCUACAGCCGUGACACCAUUUUGCACAUUCAAGACAAACCUGCAUUAUUUAGAUCUUUCUUCAAGUGGUUGAAGCCUGGAGGCAAAGUACUUAUCAGUGAUUACUGCAGGAGUGCUGGAACUCCAUCACCAGAAUUUCUUGAGUACAUUAAACAGAGAGGAUAUGAUCUUCAUGAUGUAAAAGCGUAUGGCCAGAUGCUUGGGGAUGCUGGUUUUGAUGAGGUCAUUGCAGAGGAUCGAACUGAUCAGUUCAACCAAGUUCUGCAAAGGGAAUUAAAUGUUAUAGAGAAGGACAAGGAUGAAUUCAUCCGUGACUUUUCCGAAGAGGACUAUAAUGAUAUAAUCGAUGGAUGGAAGGCAAAGCUGAUCAGGAGUUCAUCUGGCGAGCAGCGAUGGGGUCUGUUCAUCGCCAAGAAAAAAUGA
This is a messenger RNA of Dovyalis caffra, 1473 nucleotides long. The record is from the annotation of a GenBank genome assembly. Lineage: Eukaryota; Viridiplantae; Streptophyta; Magnoliopsida; Malpighiales; Salicaceae.